AUGGCUGAACAUGAGAAUUACACGUCCUAUCUUGCUGAGGAGUACGUAAUACAAGAGGAGCCCUUUUACCUGCCGGUGGGCGAUGAGAUAGAGCUCUUCGAGGUGGCGUACAGCCAGAACCUGCCGGUUCUGCUCAAAGGCCCUACAGGUACAGGCAAGACCCGAUUCGUGGAGUAUAUGUCGUAUCGGCUGGGGCGCCCCCUCACCAAGUUAACACCGAACAAAGACGGGAGUGCCCAGGAGGAGCAGAAGAGCAUACCCCUGAUGACAAUCGCCUGCCACGAGGACCUCACUGCCAGCGACCUUGUGGGCCGCUACCUGCUUGAGGGAGACGAGACGCGAUGGGUCGACGGGCCGUUGGCCCGCGCGGUGAAGGCAGGGGCGAUAUGCUACCUGGAUGAGAUCGUUGAGGCCCGGAAGGACACUACGGUGCUCAUCCAUCCCCUAACCGACCACCGCAGAAUUCUUCCCAUAGACAAGCGCGGCGAGGUGCUUGAGGCGCACGACGGGUUCCAGUUGGUGGUGUCCUACAACCCCGGCUACCAGAGCGCUCUCAAGGACCUGAAGCACAGCACUCGACAGCGUUUCAUGGCCUUGGAGUUGACACAUCCCCCGGCGGAUCUCGAGGCCAGGAUCGUCCAGCACGAGAGCGGGGUGUCGGAGGAGAUGUCCGUUGCCCUGGCCAAGCUGGGAGAGAAGGCGCGCAACCUGAAGGACCACGGCCUCCAGGAAGGCGUUGGCACCCGGCUGUUGAUUUACGCCGGCAAGCUGAUAGCCCGCGGCAUCGCCCCCAGGCGUGCGUGCCAGGUGGCGGUAACCUGGGCCCUUACCGACGAUCAGCAGGUGCAGCGCAGCGUGGAUGAGGUGGUCAACUCCAUAUUCGAGUAA
Messenger RNA from Geodia barretti, 888 nucleotides. The record is from the annotation of a GenBank genome assembly. NCBI's taxonomy places the organism in Eukaryota, Metazoa, Porifera, Demospongiae, Tetractinellida, Geodiidae.